Messenger RNA from Tupaia belangeri chinensis (Chinese tree shrew), 3931 nucleotides. RefSeq names its product regulator of G protein signaling 22 (gene RGS22). The transcript has 27 exons. Gene Ontology annotation, molecular function: G-protein alpha-subunit binding. NCBI's taxonomy places the organism in Eukaryota, Metazoa, Chordata, Mammalia, Scandentia, Tupaiidae. The coding region runs from base 160 to 3789 and encodes 1209 amino acids. Gene Ontology annotation, biological process: regulation of signal transduction. Gene Ontology annotation, cellular component: cytoplasm; nucleus. The record is from RefSeq and is a predicted model, not a curated record.
AGAUUGGAGUGAGGUGUUGUAAUCUCUUAUCUCGUUUCAGAGCCACCAACUAUUACAGAAGAAGACUUUGAAGAUUCUUUGGCAACAGAUGAUUUCCUCGUGGACUACUUUAAUGAAUUCCUAAGCCUUCCAACCUUUCCAGAGGCGAUUAGAUUUAAUAUGGAUUAUGGAGUUUUUGAAAUAAUUAAUGAUGCACCACAACUUCUGGAAAAGCAAAUGAAAAAAAUUCUACAAAACCAUCAACCUCGAAAUCCCAUCUAUGAUGUUGUAAGGAAAGGAAAGAAUGAUGUUAAACCUGUGAGUGCUCCCUAUGAAGAUGAGAUCAUUAAUAUUAACUACAAUAUUAUGUGUCUCAGUCGUGAACAAGGCAUUGAGUGGAUCAAAAAAGAACGACUUCCAGCAUUUCUGGAAAGUGAUUGCUAUUUUGAAUACAGGUUAGCCAAAUUGGUCUCACAAGUAAGAUGGAGCAAGUCAGGCAUGACUUUCACAAUAGGUACAAAUUUUUCUCCCUGGGUCAUGAAAAAACCACCCAGUCUACCACCUCCAGCUGUUGAAGAAGACGAUUUUGUCAUUAUGAAGAAGUUCUACAUUUCUCUCGGAGAGGCCUCCUAUACUCAAACAAAAGAUUGGUUUACAUUAGCAAAGCAAAGUCAGCAAACAGUCUCCACCUUUUCAUUACCCUGUUGCAUUCUCCACAACAAAGUCCAAUCAUCUGUUUCUGAGAGUUUUAUCUUUGAUGAUGGUGUUCACCCCAGGACAAGAAAAGGCCCGUCUAAAAGUACUAAGUUAUUUUCUGAGUUUGAAGAUGAAGAAGACGAAGGGUCUGUAUCUCUACAUGAUACUCCUUCCCAAGCUCUUCUGAGACUGUAUCUUGAAAAGCAACAGGAUGUUGAUGAAAGCUCGACAUUAUAUUUCUCGACAUGUGAAGAAUUUUUAGACUCUUUUGUAAACUUUAUUUUGGUAGUAGCAGUUCAGCAAAUUACCGGAGAGCCAUUCCGAGAAAGCCCAGGCUAUAUAAACUUCACCAACGUAAGACAAAUAUCUUUUGGUGAUUAUUGUGAUUCUGUCAUUUGCAAAAAUUUUUUAAGUAAACCAGUUCAAAUUACAGAGGAAAGGUCAGAGGAGAAUUUAGACCAAACAAGUUUAAGUUCACAGAGUGAGAGUCCUGGAGCAGAGACCAGGGCUGACUGGUGCCUUUCCCACCGAACUUAUGACAUUGGCAAUAGAAAAGAGUUUGAACGGUUUAAGAAAUUUAUUAAAGGUACCUUAGGAGAGAGAUACUUGUGGCUGUGGAUGGACAUUGAGCGGUUAAAAGUUCUUAAGGAUCGUGGAAGACAUCAAAGACAUCUCGAAAAGAUGAAAAAAUUCUAUCUAGUGAGCAAUGGAGAUUGCUACCUUUCUGCAGAAAUCUUAUCAAAAUUUAAACUGUUAGAUGGAUCUCAGUGGACGGAAGAACACUUAAAAAAUAUUCAGUGUGAGGUUGUAAAACCUUUACUUCUAUAUUGGGCACCAAGAUUCUGUGUUACUCACUCAUCCUCAACAAAAUACGCUAGUGCUGAAUUGAAAUUCUGGCACCUCCGUCAAGAGAAACCAAGGAAGGAUAUUGAUCCUUUCCCACAAAUGGCAACCCUCUUGCCAUUAAGACCCAAAUCUUGCAUCCCAAUGAUACCUGAGAUCCAGAAGGAGGAUUUCAGUUUGCAACAGCCUCCUAAAUCUCCCAAGAAAUCCGUUAGAGUGAAAACAGCAACUCAGAAAUCUUGGAGGAGCGAGUCUUUGCUUCCCAUUUCUCCUAAGGAUGAGGUGUUUGAGAAAGGGUCAAAACAGGAGUCAGAAAGCAACAAAGUUAUUCGUUUAACAUCUUUUACUGACAUCUCUGAAUGUCUGAAGCCGGAUCUGGAUAGAAGAUUUACUUAUACAGAAGAAUCUAAGGUUAAAACCAUGUCAGAUGUUGGUGCCUUGGGAGGAUUUGCAAUGGAAAAUUUGUUGCAAUCUUUGUAUGUAGAAAAUAGAGCUGGAUUCUUCUUCACUAAAUUCUGUGAGCAUUCAGGGAACAAGUUGUGGAGGAACAGUGUGUACUUUUGGUUUGACCUACAGGCUUAUCAUCAGCUUUUCUACCAAGAAGCACUUCAGCCUUUUAAAGUAUGCAAGCAAGCACAAUUUCUGUUUGCUACAUAUGUUGCUCCUUCGGCCACUCUUGAUAUUGGACUCCAACAGGAAAAGAAAAAAGAAAUUUAUAUGAAAAUGCAGCCACCAUUUGAAGACCUUUUUGAUACAGCAGAAGAAUAUAUCCUUCUCCUCCUUCUUGAGCCCUGGACAGAAAUGGUGAAAUCAGACCGAGUUGCUUAUGGAAAGGUGGAGCUAGUAGAGGAAACUCGACAGCUGGAUUCCGCAUACUUCAGAAAGUUACAGGCUUUGCAUAAGGACACAUUUUCCAAGAAAGCUGAGGUCACAACCUGUGAAAUUGGAACUUAUAUUUUACCACUCCCUGGCAUCUCUAAAGAAACAGAAUAUUGGAGCAAAGUUCCUGAAGAAUACAGGCAGUUUAAUUUUUAUGAUCUGCUUAACAACAAACUAGAAUUUGAACAUUUCCGUCAGUUUCUUGAGGCUCAUGCUGGAAGCAUGGACCUUAUGUGCUGGACAGACAUUGAGGAGUUCCGAAGGAUAGCAUACAGAGAUCGAAUUCAAAGGGAGGCAAAAUCUAUAUACAUUAAAAACAAAUACCUUAAUAAGAAAUAUUUCUUUGGACCCAACAGUCCAGCUUCUAUCCAUCAACAGGACCAGAUAAUGCAUUUAAGUGGUGGCUGGGGGAAGAUUCUCCAUGAGCAGCUUGAUGCACCUGUUCUAGUGGAAGUUCAGAAGCAUGUCCUAAAUAGGCUAGAGAAUGUCUGGUUGCCGUUGUUUCUUGCAAGUGAACAGUUCACAGCACGUCAAAAGAUAAAGGUACAGAUGAAAGACAUAGCAGAAGAGCUCUUACUACAGAAGCAUGAACGGAAAAUCGGGGUCUGGAAGCCGGUAGAGAGUAAGUGGAUAUCUUCAUCUUGUGAUAUCAUUGCUUUUCGUAAGGCAUUAUUGAAUCCAGUCACUGCAAGACAAUUUCAACGUUUCGUGGCUCUGAAAGGAGAUUUAUUAGAAAAUGGGGUGCUUUUUUGGCAAGAAGUACAAAAAUACAAGGACUUGUGCCAUUCUCAUUGUGAUGAGUCCUUCAUCCAGAAGAAAAUCACGACUAUUAUCAACUGCUUUAUUAACUCCAGUAUUCCACCAGCUUUACAAAUUGACAUUCCAGUUGAGCAAGCCCAGAAGAUUAUUGAACACAGGAAGGAGCUGGGACCAUAUGUAUUCAGAGAAGCACAGAUGACGAUUUUUGGGGUUCUAUUUAAAUAUUGGCCUCAGUUUUGCGAGUUUAGGAAGAACUUAACUGAUGAAAAAAUUAUGAGUGUUUUAGAGAGACGACAAGAAUAUAAUAAACAGAAAAAAAAAUUGACAGUCGUUGAAGACGAAAAAUUUGGAAAGGAUGGACUCAAACAAUAUAUAAGUGCUACGGGGUCUGUUACCAAGACAUCUGCCUUAGUCAGUGAAUCCUUCGUAGGCCUGCAAGCGUACGGCCGACAGCCUACUUGGUGCUACUCAAAGUACAUAGAAGCCUUAGAACAGGAGAGAAUACUUCUUAAAAUCCAAGAAGAACUGGAAAGAAAGCUAUUUACAGGCACGGCAUCUCUCACAAAUUUUAAACCUACUUCCUCAGUUAUGUCUUUGAAAAAGAAUGUGUCUUCCAACCACAGCCAGAAGUGACAGCACUCAACGUACUUAUAUCCUGCUGCUCAGUGAAAGGAAUUCUUUAAACCCAAUUUAACUGACAUGAGAAGCUCGAGUGAUUUAAUGGAUACAUUACAGCAAGCCUAGCAUCUAAAUAAAAUUCGGCUUGUUUUACUCC